This is a messenger RNA of Megachile rotundata (alfalfa leafcutting bee), 535 nucleotides long. It is a transcript of the gene COX7B, whose product is annotated as Cytochrome c oxidase subunit 7B. The record is from RefSeq and is a predicted model, not a curated record. Lineage: Eukaryota; Metazoa; Arthropoda; Insecta; Hymenoptera; Megachilidae.
UUAUCAAAUUAUUUUCGACAAGUGUUUUUCCUUUCUAUGUAUCAUAUGCCAAUAUUUGUGCCACGGUCGUUUUAUUGAGUAUCUAGUGGCUGGAAGUACUUGUCGGGGUUGUGAUAGAAAUUUACGUUUAAUUUAAAGUUAAGCCACUAUAUAAAUAAUAAAAUGUUUCGACAGCUUUUACGACCGAUAAUCCAAACUACACGAACCGGUGCUCGUGCAUCUCAUGAUAUACCUCAUGAUGUUAGACCUCCACACUUAGAUGAAGUACCUGUACCUUGUGGUUCAUGGAAAGAAGCAUAUGACAAAGCUAAUCAAAGAUACAAUUUGCAAUUAGCAGUUAGUGUUGUUACACUUAUUGCUACAAUAGCAGUUGGAAGGUAUAAUGGAAUGCUAUGGCUUAAUUUUACUCCACCAACGCCAAAACCAAAAGAAGAAUAAUUUUUUUAUUAAGGUAGAUAUUUAAAUGAAACAUAGUAUCAUGUAAUAAGUAUUGUAACUGUUCUUUUAUAACUAAAAAUUGUAGUUCAAAAUUAUA